AUGCCUCUGGCACUCCUCACUUCUCACUCCCUCCAAGCCCACAUAUUCAAGAACCUCUCCCUAAUCUUCCUUAGCGGUUUUUUCCUGCCGAUAUCGACAGUGAUCCUUCUCUUUAGUCUCCUAAAAGAAUGUCUCUGGCCAAGUCCCGAUGCCCUCCUUCUCCCGCCGGAAAAGCGCAAAACGGUAAUGAUUAGUUCCCUAGCGACGGCGAAGGGGUUAUCAUUAGCGCGGAGCUUUUACCUUGCGGGCCACAGGGUCAUCGGCAUCGACAUCGCUCGCGGGGGAGAAAUUUCAAGCGGGAGGUUUUCGCAAGCCCUGGACGCUUACUACGUCAUUGACUCUCCAGUCUCUGAGGAGGACGGGGGACAGCAGGGGUACGAAGAUGCGCUGCUGAAUAUCAUCAGGAGAGAAAGUGUGGAUCUGUGGAUCUGUGUAUCAGACGUGGUAAGUACCGUCGAAGACGCAGUCGCCGGAGAGAGGAUCCGUAAGGAGACCGAAUGUGCAGUUUUCCAGCCAUUGCCAGAGACCUGCCGAACACUCCACCACAAGAACCUCUUCAUCCAACACACCGGCAAAAUCGGCCUCAACACCCCAGAAACCGUCUGUGUUACCAGUCGCGCCGAAGCACUGCAGUUUAUACAAGCGAAGGAACUCAGUGGGAGGAAGUAUACACUCGAUAGCAUAGCCCUGAGCAAUGCUCCCCAACCCCAUUCGGACAUGAUGUUAUUCCCGCACCCUAUAGCGGAGGAAUCGAAAGCCUACAUCUCCAAGCUCCCAAUAAGCACUAAUCACCCCUGGCUUUUCCAGGAGCACAUCACCGGACCCGAAUUCUGCACGCAUACCGUUGUAUCGAACGGGCAGUUGCGCGCGUUCGUGGGGUGUCCGUCGUCGGAGCCACGGAUGCACUACCAGGGACUAGAGAUCUACAGCGAGCACUCGUUGAAGCUGCAGGAGCUCGCGCGGCGGUACGUGAAGAGUUUGGAGAAUGGGUGCUUGACCGGACAAAUCUCCUUCGGCGUUCUUGUGAGUGGGGGUGAAGACGGUGAACUAAAGUUAUUCCCGAUCGAGUGUAAUCCAAGGGCACACAAUGCUGUUGUGUUAUUCGAGGACGCUCCGGAGGAACUAUGCGGCGCUUACUUAUCCCUCCUUGAGCCGGUGUUGGGGGAACAGAGCGGGGUCUCGGGCGCGAAGUGCUUUGUCCCUAACAAUACCGAGGCGGAGAAGUACUACUGGUUCGGACACGAUCUCGUCACGCUCUUCCUCCUCCCCUUGUUGGAGGGGGAGCGGGUGGCGGAGGGCUUGCGGGAAUUCUUCACGCACCUGUUUUCGUGGAAGGACGCCACGUUCAGGACGUGGGACCCCGUGCCGUUUUGGUGGCUCUAUCAUGUCUACUGGCCCACGUUUUUUUGGCAGUGCCUGAUUUCCGGGACUAGGUGGAGUAGAGUUGAUGUUAGCACUACAAGAGUUUUUGAGAUGUGA
Tuber melanosporum (Perigord truffle) is the source of this 1479-nucleotide messenger RNA. RefSeq lists its product as uncharacterized. The transcript has a single exon. NCBI's taxonomy places the organism in Eukaryota, Fungi, Ascomycota, Pezizomycetes, Pezizales, Tuberaceae. The record is from RefSeq and is a predicted model, not a curated record. The coding region runs from base 1 to 1479 and encodes 492 amino acids.